Arachis ipaensis is the source of this 2259-nucleotide messenger RNA. RefSeq names its product putative U-box domain-containing protein 50. NCBI's taxonomy places the organism in Eukaryota, Viridiplantae, Streptophyta, Magnoliopsida, Fabales, Fabaceae. Gene Ontology annotation, biological process: protein phosphorylation. The record is from RefSeq and is a predicted model, not a curated record. Gene Ontology annotation, molecular function: ATP binding; protein kinase activity.
AUUGCCGUCCAAAUGCAGCAGAUGGCUUGUUAAUUUGACAAACGUGGAAAUUAAAGCGACGAAGCAAGUGUCAUAUCUUGGGAAUGAUAAGAACUCUCCAAACCCAAACUUCAAUUUCUUUUCCUCACGCCAAAGCAGGUAAAUAUGAAUGGUAGAGCAGAGAGAGAGAAAAUCUAUGUCGCCCUUGGGAAUAAUGUGCUUGAAGGAAUUCACACUUUGGCUUGGACUCUCAGUAAAUGGCACUCUCACCCAAUUUCCAUAAUCAUUCUGCAUGUCAAAUACAAUAACACUUGCAACCAUCUUUCAACACUACUUGGGAAUUUCCCAGAAGGCAUUGCUUGUGAUGUUAAAAUGGAGAGAAUCCGGAAAGGCGAGGAAGACAAAAUCGACAAGAUGCUUUCCAAGUAUAUAUCCUUCUGUGACAAUGUACCAGCUGAAAUACUUGACAUAGAGCAAUUUGAUGAACCUGUUCAAAAGCGCACAAUAGACUUAAUUUAUGGUCUUGGAAUUACCAAAUUGGUCAUGGCAUUCUCAUUCAUGAAGGCUUCAUUGAAACAAAAAGAUGCGAUGAACGCAAUGUUGUAUGUUCAUAAGCAGAAGCCUGGGUUCUGUGAACUGUUCUUUGUGUGUGAAGGGAUACAAGUGUUCCUCCGAGAGAAGGAUAAUGAUGAGACAGUAAUGGAGGAUGAUAAUGGUGUCACAGUUGCAAGAAUGAAAGAUAACAACAAUAAGUCAAUUGCCAAAUGGUGCCUAGAAAGACUAAUAUUCAGUAACAGUAGAAGCAUUGAUUCCGAUCCUACAAGUUCUUCUUCAUCCUCCGUGUUCCCUCUUAUUAACCAAAACCUCUGGGAAUUUUAUCUCCGAGAGAUUGAAAAUUAUUAUCAGGAAUUGCUGUCUUUGAAUUUGGAGGAAGAAAACCACAACUCAGAUUUUCCACCUUCUCAAUAUGAGAGCCUCAGAGAGGAACUGAAUGAAGCAUACAAUAGGAUCCAGACAAAGAGAAAGGAAGCCAAGCAGAAUAUAGAAAGACAUGAAAAGGCUGAAUGGGCUAUUUGGUUCUGCAACCGUCGGGAAGAAGAGCUUGAGAAUCGAAUCAAGGAAGAGGUUGCUGCAAGGGAAGAACUAAAGAAGGAACUGGAGAGAAAAAAGGAAGAAGUAGAUGAAAUAAGUGUUGAAGUUGAAGAGACUAAGAAAAUGGUAAUACAAGUGUCAGAAACCGAAAGACAACAAAGAAAGGUAAUAGAAGUGAAAACACAGAUUCUUGGGGAGAUUGAAGAGUUGAGGAAACAAAGAAUAAUGGGGAGAUCAAGGAGGGUGGUGGCAGAGGCAGUGAAUAAUAAUGGUUGUUGUGUUUUCAGGGAGUACAGAGAGGAGGAGAUCGUGGUGGCCACACACAGCUUUUGGGAUGAGUUGAGGAUGAAAGGUAGCGUUGGAGGAUGGAGUAAUGUGUAUAAAGGAAGGAUCAAUGGUUAUACAGUUGCAAUCAAGAUGCUCAAUUCUCUUCCUGCAUUCUCCCAACUACAUUAUUUCUUAGCUAAGGUGAAGAUUCUUGGCAGUAUUCGGCACCCACAUCUAGUUGAUAUGCUAGGCUUCUGCUCCGAGCCCAAAUGCAUAAUUCUAGAAUACAUGGACAGUGGGAGCUUGGGAGACAUUCUACAUUGCAGGGUAAGAAAAUGGUCCUUAUGGUGGCAUGAUCGGAUAAGGAUCGCGAUCGAAGUUUGCUCGGGCCUGGGCUUUCUCCAUGAAUCUCAGCCCAGGCCCAUUAUUCAUUGUCGCAUUGACCCAUCCAAUAUCCUCCUAGACCACAACCUUGUUGCAAAGAUCACAGGCUUUGGGCUUCAUGGAUGUGGUGAAGAAUGCAAUGUUGGGUCUGAUGUAAAGGCGGUAGGGGUUUUGUUGAUGCAACUUUUGACCGGAAAAAGAAAUUUUCUGGGUAUGGUUAGGGAGGAUAUUUUGGAUGGAAGUGGUGGGAAAUGGCCAUUGGAUGUAGCAAAGGAAGUUGAGGACUUAGCAAAGAGGAGCAUGUCCAAUGAAGACAUGAGCAUUGCAAGGGUCAUGGAGGAACUCAAUGAGAUUAGAAGAAAGCAUGAUAGUAUAGCUUGGACAAGAAUUGAUUAGUGGGACUUAUUCAAGAUUUAGAGCCUUUAGAAGCUUCAAUUUCAUUGAUAGACAUAGGUGCAAUAAACUUUCUUGUGAAUUUACUCAUGAGUGCAUAAAUGGUAUGGUCUUCUAAAGAAAAAUCUAAUGUAUUUCUUUAAA